Messenger RNA from Plasmodium relictum, 288 nucleotides. RefSeq names its product conserved Plasmodium protein, unknown function. Bases 1 to 288 code for a protein of 95 amino acids. Gene Ontology annotation, molecular function: nucleic acid binding. NCBI's taxonomy places the organism in Eukaryota, Apicomplexa, Aconoidasida, Haemosporida, Plasmodiidae. The transcript is spliced from 3 exons. The record is from RefSeq and is a predicted model, not a curated record.
AUGUAUUUAAAAACAAAUGAAGAAGUAUACUAUGAAAUAAUAAUAAGCAUAAAAGCAAGACAUACAAUACAAAAAUAUGUAGAUGAAUGCAUAGAAAAAAUGAAAAUAGGAAAAGUAAAAAUAACAGGGAGACAAUAUGCAAUAAGUAAGGCGUUUAGUGUACUAGAAGUUUUAAAAGAGAAAACUAAACAUUUAGAAUAUUAUAUAAAAUAUAAUAAUUUAACAGUAACAGGUCCAGAUAGAAGAAAACUACUUGAAAUUAAUAUAUAUAUUUCUUCGAAAAAUUAA